Molecule: messenger RNA, 1155 nt
Organism: Pleuronectes platessa (European plaice)
Lineage: Eukaryota; Metazoa; Chordata; Actinopteri; Pleuronectiformes; Pleuronectidae
Product: homeodomain-interacting protein kinase 3-like
Exons: 7
Coding region: 1-1155 (384 amino acids)
Biological process (GO): smoothened signaling pathway; peptidyl-serine phosphorylation; positive regulation of transcription by RNA polymerase II
Cellular component (GO): cytoplasm; nucleus; PML body
Molecular function (GO): transcription corepressor activity; transcription coactivator activity; SMAD binding
Source: RefSeq, a predicted model, not a curated record
AUGCAGAGGUACCUGGGGAAAGGUAACGUUGGCUACGUUUCUGAAUGUAGGAGGGAGGACACCAACGCAACGGUUGCUCUGAAAAUCUCCUCAGGCCCGAGGCAAAUUCGAGGAGCGAAGUACGAGGAGAUCAACCUGCGGAAACUUAAAGAGCUCAACGCAGACCAGUUCAACAUCGUGAAGUGGAUCGGGUCCUUCACCUUUGAGGAAUUUUACUGUCUCGAGUUCGAGAAGCUGGACAUUAACCUUUCGCAAUUCAUCGAGCGGACUCGGGCCGAAUCUCUGAAUUUGAAGCAAAUUCGGCCAAUUCUGCAUCAGCUUGCCACAUCCUUGAACUUUCUCAAGAGCGAAGGCAUCACUCACGCAGAUAUAAAGCCCCAAAAUAUCGUGAUGGUGGAUCAGGUCAAUGAGCCGCUGAGGGUGAAGGUCAUCGACUUUGGCCUAGCCCUGGACGAUCCAGCAAAAUAUCUUGGUGCUACCAUCCAGUGCCUAUCAUACAGAUGUCCUGAGAUCUUGCUGGGAGCCCCAUUCAACGAGGCCGUAGAUGUGUGGUCACUUGGCUGCACUGCUGCAGAAAUGUUUAGGGGCAAAAAAUUGUUCAACCCCUGGAACCCGUCCGAUCUGAUGCAUGAAACCUCCGGGAAAGAUGGCGAUGCUGGUGAAUCUGACCUGGCAAACUUCAUCAACCUGUUGACACAGAUGCUCAAGGUGGAUCCCUCUGAGAGAAUCACCCCCCGAGGAAUCCUAGAGCAUCCAUUCCUUACAAUGAGCCACCUUCAGGGCGAGUUCAAAAACAGCUCCUAUGUGGAGUCCUCCAAGGAGAUGAUGAACGUUUGCCAGGAACGGAGCUCUCCCAGUGGGGAAGAUGCAGCAAAGACCACCCCGGAAACAUCCCUAAAUGAGGGGACCUCCACCAGGGCCAUCAACCCACCCCAGAAGCACUGCCCUGCUGGUGUGAGUGCUGAGGAGCCGUCUGCCUCACAGGCCUCCACCGACACUAAGGCAAAAAAGAUGAAAAGGAACGAGAGUGGCGACAGCCCAGAUGUGAAGUCCUGCAUGGACAAGAUGAACGUUGGCCAGGAACAGAGCUCUCCCAGUGGGGAAGAUUCAGCAAAGAGGGCUACCAACCCAGCCAAGAGGCACCGCACUGUGUGA